UUUCCUGUCUGAAGAUAAAUCUGAUUCUUCUGCUUCCUUAAAUACACAACUCCACUUUUUCACCGACUUUUUUCUUGCCUGAAAACCCCUUUUUUCUUCCUCUUCUCAGCAAUUAUUGGGAGGAAAUUGGAGUAGUUUCUGCAGCUCCCUUUAACAACUCUCUCAUCUUUUCCAUUCUUUUUUUAUCAACCCUAAAGCCUAUUUUUAGCUUCCAGAAAAGCCUACUUCUUCCUCCCUUUCUCUCUCACACGCAACACGCCGUGGCUGUGUUUUUUAGAGAGAGAGAGAGCCAUGCAAAUCAUAUGCUACUCAUGAUAUAAUCACAAACCCCAUAUAUAUAAUCCUCUACCUUUUCCAGCUCUUCCCUCUUUCCCAAGUCUCCAGCUUUUCUCUCAUCUCUCUCUCUUGUUUACAGUGUCUCUGAUUUCUAUUCAGUUCAGCCUUUGCUUUGUUCACAAAUAAUGUACUUUAGCUCAAACCAGAUGAUCAUGGCAAACAGUACUGUUUCCACAGCGCCUGAUCUCUCUUUACAGAUCAGUCCACCCUCGGUCUCCAACUGUCAUCAGUACAAGGAAACAACGCAUGACUACAAUGGGCUGUUGAAAAUGCCCUACGGCGGCGCUGACCGGAGCUCCACCACUGAUUCCGGCAGCAGCGGCAGCGAUUUGAGCCAUGAAAACGGAUUCUUGAAUGCAGAAAGGAGUUUCUGUAAUCAACCCGUUGAGCCCACUUUGAGCCUAGGGUUUGAAAUGGCUGCGGGAUUAUCAUUAAACCACACUCCGCCCCUGCAAAUGCCGCGGCACUAUCAUCACUAUCAGCCUCAAAUAUACGGCGGCCGCGAGUUCAAGAGAACUAAUUCAAGAAUGAUGUCUGCCAUCAAAAGAAGCGUCCGCGCACCGAGAAUGAGAUGGACUUCAACUCUUCAUGCCCAUUUCGUCCACGCAGUUCAGCUUCUCGGCGGCCAUGAACGAGCAACACCGAAGUCUGUACUAGAGCUGAUGAAUGUGAAAGAUCUAACCCUAGCUCACGUGAAGAGUCACUUGCAGAUGUAUAGAACAGUGAAGAGCACUGACAAAGGAACAGGUCAGGGACAGACAGAUAUUGGGUUGAAAUUGCACCGGACAGACGACGAAAAUGCUGACUGUAAUAAUAUUAGUACCACUCCUCCCACUAUGUUCACCCCAUUACCACCUCCAUCAUCAUUGCAAACAAAUGCUCCUCCAUUACAACAUAUUGCUCAGAGGGCUUCAUGGUCAUCUUCUCCAGACAACCUUGUACCAAGUCCCUCAAGUCAACAAGAAGUACUGUCUACUGAUUUCCAAGCAGGAAUUGAUGCAAUUCAGGUAAAUGGAGAUGAGACAGCCCAGAAAAUGUCGGCAGACAAGGAAAAGUUAGACAAUCUUAGUAGCUUGUCUUCUCCUGAUGUGCUGCUCGAUCUAGAAUUUACCCUAGGAAGGUCAAACUGGCAAAUGGACCGCUCCAAAUCCUCCCUUCUUAGAUGUUAAACCUUGAUUAGACUGUUUAAUUAAUUAAUGCUUCUGACUAAUGCUAAACCUAGCUAGCUAGAGAGUCUUAUAAGAGAAAUCUGUAUUUCCGUAAUUUUAUUUUUUUUUUGUUUGGACAUUAUUGAUUUUUGUGAAUUAAUGAUCUAAUUGAGCAGAGA
Sesamum indicum (sesame) is the source of this 1663-nucleotide messenger RNA. RefSeq names its product Homeodomain-like superfamily protein (gene ATS). The record is from RefSeq and is a predicted model, not a curated record. Lineage: Eukaryota; Viridiplantae; Streptophyta; Magnoliopsida; Lamiales; Pedaliaceae. Gene Ontology annotation, molecular function: transcription cis-regulatory region binding. Gene Ontology annotation, biological process: regulation of DNA-templated transcription; abaxial cell fate specification. Gene Ontology annotation, cellular component: nucleus.